Bipolaris zeicola 26-R-13 is the source of this 954-nucleotide messenger RNA. RefSeq lists its product as uncharacterized. The coding region runs from base 1 to 954 and encodes 317 amino acids. The transcript has 7 exons. The record is from RefSeq and is a predicted model, not a curated record. Lineage: Eukaryota; Fungi; Ascomycota; Dothideomycetes; Pleosporales; Pleosporaceae.
AUGUGCUAUGGCAAAAGGGCACAUGCGGUGGGCACGGCAGGCCGAUCGCUGCAGCUUAUCAGCGGCGGGAGUGCCAAAGGUCGAGGGCCCCGACCGCCGCGAUUGUGGUUCUGGUAUGAUUUUGCAGAUGCAGCCGCGGCUCGGGUGCGGGAAGCCAUCGGAGCCGUGCGUCGUCGUCUUACAGAGUCGGAGUCGGUGUGUCGAUGGUGCAGCGGCGGUGCGGCCGGUUAUGAAGGUCCGCCGUGUCCGCAGUGGACGACGGGCCUUGACAGCGGUUGCACGGCGCCAGUUGGCCGGAGGCAGAAUGGGCGUUGGGACGGGACGUCUUGGCCCACGCAGCGCGAACGUCGACGUCAGACGCACGGAGCUCUUGCACGCCGGCCUGCUUGGCUGCGGCUAGGUGCUGACGCCGGGGGACGUGAAUGUACCCAGCUGGCGGCGGGCGCACCGUAUGUAUUGGUUGAUGUAUGCAUGUGUGAAGUAACUGCUCGUGUCAGGCUGCUCCACUUCCACCGAUAUAUAUAUAUAUAUAUACUUAUCGAUGGAUGUAUGUACAUCUUCGCCCGUCCUGGCUGUCCGGUAAUGGCGCCUCAGAUCUCCCUGUGGUGUGGUGUGUGGGUGGCCCACAGGGAGAAGCGGAUCUCCAUGCUCAUGGUUAGUCGUGGUCGGGGUGCCGCGCAAGCAUGCUGGCAAGUCCACAGUUCGGCGCCGAUCCACUGCAGCCUGGCUAUUGUUGGUUUGUUGGCCUUGCUUGUUGGCCCUGUUGAUGCUGCAUUGCUGCGUUGCUGCUGCCAUUGCUGCUACCGCUACCGCUACCGCUGCUGCUCCUCCCUCAUCCCCAAUCCUUCCACUAUGCAUGCCAUGCCCUGCCCUCCCUCUGUGCCUCUCUCCCCAUAUGCAUGCAUCGUCUCCCUGCCUCCCACUCCCCCUCCCCCGUCGCAGACUCGCUCUUGA